Molecule: messenger RNA, 2429 nt
Organism: Amphibalanus amphitrite
Lineage: Eukaryota; Metazoa; Arthropoda; Thecostraca; Balanomorpha; Balanidae
Product: mitogen-activated protein kinase kinase kinase 10-like
Exons: 15
Coding region: 230-2008 (592 amino acids)
Biological process (GO): protein phosphorylation
Molecular function (GO): protein binding; JUN kinase kinase kinase activity; ATP binding
Source: RefSeq, a predicted model, not a curated record
UUUGUUGCAGGCUUAUGGAUGUCGUCUUCGAAAGACAGGGAGGUGGUGGCCGCAGAUGUGCCGAUAUUCAGGGUGCUCAUUCUUCCCUGACAAAACAUUCUGGUGAUCAGUUCCCUGGAUGGAGUCCAGCACUGCCAUAAUAAUCUCAGUGCAGGUGCGAGUGUGUCGGCAGCAGCCGUGAUCGGGCCGGCGCUCGGCGGCUGUGAACCGCUCGGCCCGGCCGCCGCCUAUGGAGCCGGCCGGCGGCGCGGCGGCGGCCGCAGCGCGCGCUAACGGCUGCGGGCCCGGCGCCCGCGGCGGCCGCUCACCCACACCGUCGCCAGAGGGCGUGCGCCUGCUCGUGCUGCACGACUACGAGGGUCGCAGCGAGGAUGAACUCAGCCUCCGCAGGGGUCUCAGUGUCGAGCUGCUCUCCACCGAUUCGAAAAUCUCUGGAGACCCCGACUGGUGGAUCGGAAAGCUGGAGGGCAGGGUGGGCGUGUUCCCGGCUCACUAUGUGGCUCCCGUGGACGACGCGCUGCAGCCACACAGCACCUAUCCGCCAGUCAUCGAGUUCGCAGACAUCCAGCUGGACGAAAUCAUCGGCGUCGGGGGCUUCGGCAAGGUGUACCGGGGCGUGCUGCACGAUGAGAUGGUAGCCGUGAAGGCGGUCACGAGGACCUCCGAGGACGACUGGUCCACCACCAUUGAACAGGUGCGUCAGGAGGGCCGUCUGUUCUGGCUGCUGGACCACCCCAACAUCGUCUCGCUGCGCGGCCUGGUACUCACCCCGCCCAACCUGUGCUUGGUGAUGGAGUACGCACAGGGCGGGUCGCUCAGCCGCGUCCUCUCACAGCAUAAGGUACUGCCACACGUUCUGGUCAACUGGGCCAUGCAGAUCGCCACCGGGAUGAACUACCUGCAUCACGAGGGGCCCAUAUCACUCAUCCACCGCGACCUGAAGUCCUCCAACGUGCUCAUCUCUGAGCGCCUCGACUCACCGGAGGAUUUUCGCCGCGUCACUCUGAAAAUCACCGACUUCGGACUGGCGCGGGAGAUCAACCGCACGACCCGCAUGACGCAGGCGGGCACCUACGCCUGGAUGGCGCCCGAGGCCAUCGAGUUCAGCACCUUCUCCAAGGCCGGAGACGUGUGGAGCUUCGGCGUGGUGCUGUGGGAGCUGCUGACCGGCGAGACGCCCUACCGCGGCAUUGACGCGCUGGCCGUGGCGUACGGCGUGGCCUCACACAAGCUGAGCCUACCGGUGCCGUCCACCUGUCCGGCCGGCUGGCGGGAACUGAUGCUCUCGUGCUGGAGCCUGGACCAGCACCUGCGUCCGACGUUCGAGCAGCUGCUGGUCAAGCUGCAGGACAUCUCCCGGUCGGCGUUCAUGUCCUUCCCGCGGGAGAGCUUCUACAACAUGCAGGAGAACUGGAAGACCGAGAUCGACGAGGUCCUCCGCGACAUCCGACAUCGGGAAAAGGAGCUGCGCAGUCGGGAGGUGGACCUGAGGCGGCGGGAACAGGAGGUGGCUGAACGGGAGCUGGAUGUACUCACCCGAGAGAUCCAGGUCAUCGUCCAGCAGCAACAGCAGCAGCAGACGGCGCCGACGCCCAAACGGACCAAGAUGUUUGGGAAGAGGGCGAAGCUGAAAGGCCGUCACCAGAUCAGCAAUCCGUCUGACUUCCGACACAACUUUACGGUACAAAACACGGGCGCGCUGUCGGAGCGGCUGGCCGGCGGCAGCGCGUGGCACCCGACCAGCCCGGAGAGUCCGCCGGCGUCACCGUCACCCGCCCUGCGAGCCAUUGCACUGCCGGCGGACGGCGUCAAGGGCAAGACGUGGGGCCCGAGCUCAGCGCACCAGAUGAACCGGCGACCUCGGCCGCGGCCUCAGCUACUGGAGCCGGGCAGUCCCAGUACUGCCGAUAGCUCGCGCCGCGCCGACCGCAACGCUCUGCCGUCCGACUCAGACGACUCCAGCGACGACAGCGUCAUUCUGCGACAUCCUCCCCCCAGGACGCACUAGCCCGUCCUGUUCCCUCCCCUCGCCGCGUCCCGGUGCCGGGCUGUCCCCCGGACUUCCCCAGAUUUAUCCGUAUUUAUGCCUCCCCUCCGACCCUCGCGUCCCUCUCGUCGCUCCCGUCCCGUCGCGGCUUCUGGUCGCCGCGCGCCGCGCGCUCGGCCACGGUGGCGGAUUCGGGCGCCUGCCCCAGUCUUCCGGUCUUCUUCCGUGUCGCAGUGGUGUCAGAGGCCUCGGGAGCCUGCCGCGCGUGUCACGUCGACCGCAGUGCGGCUGUGGUCAGUGGAACGGAACCGACGGAACCGCGGUGGCGCCUCUGAGACGAGGCACCCGCGCGACUCAGGAUGGGCGCACUUCCUGGACGGACCGGCGGUUUCUGGCCUAUCAGACUUCCCGGCGGUGGCUGUCGACUCUGUGAGGCGCCGGG